Molecule: messenger RNA, 650 nt
Organism: Effrenium voratum
Lineage: Eukaryota; Dinophyceae; Suessiales; Symbiodiniaceae
Source: the annotation of a GenBank genome assembly
UAUCCGGGUUCCAUUUGGGUACCACCCCCGGCUUCCGCACCGAGCCCGGCCGGACCGCGCCGCGGCUUUGAUCCGCGCCGAUCCGCGCCGCGCGAAGCCGCGCAGCGGAUGUCGAAUUGCUGGGCCUGGGGCGUGCAGCAGCGCCUCGCGCGCUCGGAGUGCGCGGAGCCCACCACGCGCUUCGCGCGGUGCUGUCGGGAGGCCAACGUGGACGGCCGGGACCUGUUGAAGGUGCCCAAGCCCGGAGAGGAGCCAGGUGAUGGCCCUUGCCGUGCUGAGCUGGAGGUCUUGAGGCGCUGCGUGCCGGGGGCGCUGAUCGGCGGCCAGGGCCGCGCCUUCGAGGCGUGCGCCCGGGACUUCAAGGCGGUGGCCGCCUUGCCGGAAGACGCCGACGCGCAGAAGGCGGCCGCAGUGCUGCACCGGGGCUGGUCCUGCGUCAUGCGCGGCUUCACUCAGCCGAUUGAGCAGCUGGUGGCCCAAGCGCAAGCGGUCGGGGAGUGCCGCCCGGCGGUGCCAGUGAAGAAUACCUCCGGCAAGGGGGCGUGGACCGCCUGAGCUGAGUUUCAGGGCGGCUGUCAGACCGGACAAAUUGUCGUCGUCCCCCGUGUUACUGAAACCUGGACCCUGGAUUGAAUAAUCAACCUCGCGGA